Messenger RNA from Sceloporus undulatus (fence lizard), 1877 nucleotides. It is a transcript of the gene NEU1, whose product is annotated as neuraminidase 1. Gene Ontology annotation, molecular function: exo-alpha-sialidase activity. The transcript is spliced from 6 exons. Gene Ontology annotation, cellular component: cytoplasm; membrane; lysosome. Bases 125 to 1327 code for a protein of 400 amino acids. The record is from RefSeq and is a predicted model, not a curated record. Gene Ontology annotation, biological process: ganglioside catabolic process; oligosaccharide catabolic process. Lineage: Eukaryota; Metazoa; Chordata; Lepidosauria; Squamata; Phrynosomatidae.
UGCUAGAGCAGACAGUAGAACAAACGCUGCCAGGAAGGAAGGAAGGAAGGUGUUCAGGGCGCUCUUAAAGGGGACGCGCCCUUUAUUGAUGCAGGGAAGAAAGGGAUCCUGACAGUGAUACAAAAUGGGAGCCAGCCUUGAUCCCUGGAGGAGAUCCCAGCCUUGGAGGGGCCUCUGCUUUGGGGGGCUGGUGCUGCUGGGCUGGUGCUGUUGGCAGAGCCAUGGAGUGGCCUCUCCUGAUCAGGUGAAGCCUCUCAUCACCAUGGAGCAGUUGCUGUGGGUGAGCGGCAGUGUGAUCGGAGAGGUGAACACUUUUAGGGUCCCUAUCAUUGCGGCGACACCUCGGGGCACCCUUUUGGCCUUCUCCGAAGCCAGGAAACAUUCUUCCUCUGACACUGGAGCUAAAUUUAUAGCCCUACGCAGGUCGCAGGACAAAGGUGCUACUUGGAGUCCAACUUCAUUUAUUGUUGAUGAUGGUUCCCUGGCAGAUGGCCUCAACCUUGGAGCUGUGGUGGUGGAUUGGGAAAAAGACAUUGUGUUCUUGGUGUAUACUCUCUGCGCUCACUACCACCAAUGCACUACAGCCAGCACCAUGAUAAUUCGCAGUCGUGAUGAUGGAGUCACAUGGAGUGUCCCCCGGAACCUCUCAAAAGAAAUUGGCACAACCAUGUUUGCUCCUGGUCCAGGCUACGGCAUCCAGAAACGUUAUGAGCCGAAGAAGGGGCGUUUGAUUGUCUGUGGCCAUGGGACAUUAACAUGGGAUGGGAUCUCCUGCCUCCUCAGUGAUGACCACGGCUUGACAUGGCGAUAUGGGCAGCAACCCCUGCAUGGGAUCCCUUAUGGCCAGGCAAAGCUUCCCAGUGAUUUUAAUCCUGAUGAAUGCCAGCCCUAUGAGCUGCCAGACGGUUCCGUGGUGAUCAAUGCUAGGAACCAGAACUUCUACCACUGCAGCUGUCGCAUUGUAGUUCGCAGUUAUGAUGCCUGUGAAACCCUCCCUCUGGAGAAUGUGACCUUUGAUAAGACUUUGGUGGACCCAGCUGUGGCUGCAGGAGCUCUAGUCAAGUCUGGCCUCGUCUUCUUUAGCAACCCAGCCCACGAGCAGCAACGCAUCAAUAUGACACUACGUUGGAGUUUCACCAAUGGCUCUUCAUGGUGGAAAGAACCCCUGCAGAUCUGGAGCGGUGCCAGCGGCUACUCCUCCAUGACGGCAUUGGAUGGACCUGCCCCUGAGGAUGUCCACAGUCUCUUUAUCAUUUAUGAGAAGGGGCGGGUUACGUCCACAGACAGUGUCUCAGUAGCCAAGAUUAGCAUCAAUGGGAAGCUCUGACUACCUUUCAGAACUUGAUCUCCUCCCUUCUUCCCAUGUGCCUUUAUCCCUCUUGAACCUUAUGACUGCCCAGUUAAGGAUAGAAAGGGAUUUGCAUUGAGACCAAGGAAAGGUGUGGAGGUCUGAGAGUUAUGAUGGAAGACCAUUGGCGGAUAACUCAGAGGAGUCCUACACAAGUGGCAGUGAAGCAAGGAGAUUGUGGGCCUGCCUUCUGUCCUCCAGUUAUGUCCUAUACUCCCUAUUUGCCUCCCCAGUGGACAAGAUUAGGCCAAGCACAUUGUCCUUUCUACACACUGGUGUUGGGCUGCCUUACUACCUCAGAAUCAUGUCUCACGAUAGAUGCUGCUAUUGAAUUUCUGUGUGGUUAAAGAUUUAUGGAGAGGAACAGGGAGCAGGGGAGAGAAUGAAAGAGAAGAAAACAAGAUGGAAAUAACAAAUGAUCAGGAGCACAUUGUUAAUUUGGUUUGGACGAUUUCUUAUCAGUGCAAUCAACUGGAAAGAAGAAAACUGAAAUUAUUUGUAAUUAAUAAAUGACAUUAAUGCACCUUUA